This is a messenger RNA of Glycine soja, 2884 nucleotides long. Its product is annotated as G-type lectin S-receptor-like serine/threonine-protein kinase At4g27290. Gene Ontology annotation, biological process: recognition of pollen; protein phosphorylation. The coding region runs from base 259 to 2715 and encodes 818 amino acids. The record is from RefSeq and is a predicted model, not a curated record. Gene Ontology annotation, molecular function: protein serine/threonine kinase activity; ATP binding. Lineage: Eukaryota; Viridiplantae; Streptophyta; Magnoliopsida; Fabales; Fabaceae. The transcript has 7 exons.
AACACUCUUUUCUUCACAGCUCCUAAAACAUGUCUACAUUGUUUACAUUAUGAAGAAAUACCAGUUUGCUGUCUGGGGACCAACUUGUUUUCAGAUCAUAGACUUAAUGGAGCGCACCUGCCUCAUUCACAUUCACAUUCGCAAACCGAGAUGCAGUGCCUCAGUUUUAUGUACCUCUCUUUGUUGAUACUCUAACACUGCAUUUGAAUUAAAGAGAGUACACUGGAGCAUAUAUAUUGCAGAAGAAUAAACAACCUUAUGGAAGGUUUUACCUUGCUUCUGUUCUGCCUUGCCUUGCUGAAUAGUAUAGCAGCUGCCACUGUGAGAGAAACUAUUAGCACAUUGCAAUCAAUCAAUGAUGACCAGAUCAUAGUUUCACCUGGCAAAACCUAUGCACUUGGAUUCUUCAGUCCAGGCAAUUCGAAGAACCGUUACGUGGGAAUUUGGUAUAAUGAGAUCCCAACACAGACUGUAGUAUGGGUUGCCAACAGAGACAACCCUCUUGCAGACUCAUCAGGGGUUUUGAAGCUCAAUGAAACUGGAGCUCUAGUCCUUCUCAACCAUAACAAGAGCGUUGUCUGGUCUUCCAACGCAUCGAAGCCAGCGCGGUAUCCGGUUGCGAAGCUUUUGGAUUCUGGAAAUCUCGUUGUGCAGGACGGAAACGACACCAGUGAAACAAAAGAUUUAUUGUGGCAAAGUUUUGAUUAUCCGGGGGACACGAUCUUGCCGGGACAGAAGUUUGGAAGAAAUCUAGUUACGGGCCUGAAUCGAUUCAUGUCAUCAUGGAACAGCACUGAUGAUCCAUCACAAGGGGAAUAUAGUUAUCAAAUUGAUAUUAGCGGAUAUCCGCAGCUCGUUUUAAGAGAAGGCGCUUUCAAAAGAUAUCGUUUUGGAUCGUGGAAUGGUAUUCAGUUUAGUGGGGCACCUCAGCUGAAGCAAAAUAAUUUUACUAGAUUUAGUUUUGUUUCUGAUGAGGAAGAGUUGUAUUUUAGAUUUGAGCAGACCAACAAGUUCGUUUUUCAUAGGAUGCAGUUAUCAACAGAUGGAUAUAUCCUGGGGGAUUAUUGGAAUACUGAAGAAAAAGUUUGGAGCUUGCAUGGGAAAAUUCCUGUGGAUGACUGUGAUUACUAUGACAAAUGUGGAGCCUAUGCUAGCUGUAAUAUAAACAAUGUCCCUCCGUGUAAUUGCUUGGACGGAUUCGUACCCAAAACGGAUGAUAUAUACGGUGGUUGUGUCAGGAGAACUUCACUUAGUUGUCAUGGAGACGGGUUUUUGAAGCUUUCAGGGUUGAAACUACCAGACACAGAGAGAUCCUGGUUUAAUAGAAGUAUUAGCCUUGAGGAUUGCAGGACAUUGUGCAUGAACAAUUGCUCCUGUACAGCUUAUGCAGCCUUGGAUGUCAGUAAAGGGCCAACUGGGUGUUUACUCUGGUUUGAUGAUCUGGUUGACAUAAGAGAUUUCACUGAUGUUGAUGAAGAUAUAUAUAUAAGGGUGGCUGGGACAGAAAUAGAAGCUAUUGAAGGAAAGCAAUUACAUAAAUCCAACAUCCGGAAGCCACAGACUGUUUUCAUAAGUUGUGUGUUGUUUAUUGCAAUUUUAAUCUUAUGCUUAACCUUCAUCAUUUAUAGACGGUGGAAGACACGGCAGAAAGGAGGAAAGAUGAAAGACAAACUAGAAAGGGAUGCAAGUGUAAUAUAUGAGCACGAGAAGGAUGACCUAGAGUUACCCAUGUUUGAAUGGUCUACAAUUACUUGUGCAACCAAUAACUUUUCACCUGACAACAAACUAGGGGAAGGUGGUUUUGGAUCAGUUUAUAAGGGUAUCCUGGACGAUGGAGGAGAAAUAGCUGUCAAGAGGCUCUCAAAGAAUUCGAGCCAAGGACUACAAGAGUUCAAAAAUGAAGUUAUGCAUAUUGCAAAGCUUCAGCACAGGAAUUUAGUGAGGCUACUAGGGUAUUGCAUUCAAGCAGAAGAAAGACUGCUUGUUUAUGAAUUUAUGGCCAACAAAAGCUUGGAUUCCUUCAUAUUUGAUGAAAACAAGAGCAUGUUACUAGAUUGGCCAAGGCGGUCGCUAAUUAUCAAUGGGGUUGCUCGGGGUCUUCUUUAUCUUCAUCAAGAUUCAAGGCAUAGAAUAGUUCACAGAGAUCUCAAAGCCGGGAAUGUUUUGUUAGAUAGUGAAAUGAACCCAAAGAUCUCGGACUUUGGACUGGCUAGAAGCUUUGGAGGAAACGAAAUCGAAGCAACUACAAAGCAUGUAGUUGGAACCUAUGGCUAUCUGCCUCCAGAGUAUAUAAUUGAUGGAGCUUAUUCAACAAAGUCAGAUGUUUUCAGCUUCGGCGUGUUGAUAUUGGAGAUAGUGAGUGGGAAGAGAAAUAAAGGGUUCUGUCAUCAAGAUAAUCUUCUGGCACAUGUAUGGAGGCUAUUUACUGAAGGCAAAUGCUCUGAAAUAGUUGAUGCAACAAUAAUAGACUCACUCAAUUUACCUGAAGUGCUAAGAACAAUUCACGUGGGACUACUGUGUGUGCAACUAAGUCCAGACGACAGGCCGAACAUGUCAUCUGUGGUUCUGAUGCUGAGCAGUGAAUCUGAACUGCCUCAGCCAAACUUGCCUGGAUUCUUUACAAGUACAAGUAUGGCUGGCGAUAGUUCUUCAUCAAGCAGUUAUAAACAAUACACAAAUAAUGACAUGACAGUAAGCAUAAUGUCUGCUAGAUAGGUUGCAUUUCAAACUUAAUCUUGGAGUGGUGUAAUAUCUGAUUGUGGAUAAGUAUUGGGUAAAGCAAUUGCUUUUCAUAUGUGUAUUUCUGAGAUCAGAUGCAAGUUAUUUCAGUAAAUAUUUCAAAUUGAGUUUAACAGGCAUGCUGUGUCAGUUUUUCCACUAUCAA